AAAGCUACUUUAAAUUCCUUUACAGACCUGAAUUGUCUCCAAUUUUUUCAAGGUGCGCUCUUUCCUAAAUUCUUUAGCUUUUACUUCUGACAGUUAUCCUAGUUGGGCUUAUUAUGCAAGCCGCAUUUCAGCAAGCAAAGAGCGAAAGUCCAGUAGACCGUGAUCAUUGGAGCUCAGUGAUGUGACUGCAGGUAUUCAGGACAGGGGUCACUUGCAACGAAUUAAACAUAGCCGGUGAACACAUUAUCUGCAGCGGCCUGAGAAAGUCAAAGCUUAUACCAAUGCCGAGAUGCAGGUGUGGAUUCUUGUGCUGACACUUACAGGAGUCUUUGUCGGGCUGGUCUUCAUAAUCGUUGCUCUUUGGAAGCUUUUGGGAGGAUGGGCUCGUAUCAACUCCUGGGUUAAAGGCGAUCGAGAAGAAACGGCUCAAUUAACAAAAAAUGGACAUUUUGGAGCCAAUGGAUACAUUUUGAGCUCUGAAUCGGAUAUUGCACUUGACUUGAGCGGCAAUUAUAAACAUUACGACAAUGUGGGCAAUGACUUGAAAUUGGUCACUACUGUGGAAAGCAAGGAGACUUCGAAUCACAUCAUUUCUACGCCUUCACCUACGAAGCCCAAUGGAGCUGCGCCACAAAAAGAUCUUCCUGAAGAACGGGAUCAAGAAGAAAUAUUAUUUUUUGAAAAAUCGAAUACACCCACUCUGAAAAGAGCCAUUUCCUGUGAUAGUAUCACAUCUAAUUCAUCAGUAGCAGCAGAUGCUCUCGAAUCACCCCAUCAUUGUGGAGAACUAGAAUUAGGAUUAGAGUACGAUACGUAA
Messenger RNA from Stegodyphus dumicola, 817 nucleotides. RefSeq names its product synaptotagmin-12-like. NCBI's taxonomy places the organism in Eukaryota, Metazoa, Arthropoda, Arachnida, Araneae, Eresidae. Gene Ontology annotation, cellular component: plasma membrane; exocytic vesicle. The record is from RefSeq and is a predicted model, not a curated record. Gene Ontology annotation, molecular function: calcium ion binding; SNARE binding; clathrin binding. Gene Ontology annotation, biological process: calcium ion-regulated exocytosis of neurotransmitter; synaptic vesicle endocytosis.